Molecule: messenger RNA, 990 nt
Organism: Babjeviella inositovora NRRL Y-12698
Lineage: Eukaryota; Fungi; Ascomycota; Pichiomycetes; Serinales
Product: chromatin DNA-binding EKC/KEOPS complex subunit
Exons: 1
Coding region: 121-513 (130 amino acids)
Source: RefSeq, a predicted model, not a curated record
UAAACUAUAAAUAAAUGAGAGCCAACUAAUCGAACAAGCCUGCUGUGGACCUCUUGUACUUGGCUUGAGUGAACGGUUACCAGCUUCCGUGAAAACUGAAAGCAUCCUGCAUUCAGCCCUAUGCCAAAUCUUUUCAGUCUUUUAGAAAGUGAAAAUUGCCAGAUUCAGACUCAACUAUCAUCUGCAAUGCCCGAUCUUAUUCCUACCGCUACCUACAUCUCUCCGGAUUUAAAAAAGGACUUCCAUCCAGGCUGCGGACCCCACUCCACCCAGGGUACCACCACGGGUCCGUCCGACGUUGUGGCGGACAAAGGCGCCAUUGAUAAGGACCGCCCCACCGAGGCCUCUGAUUCCACUUUGGGUGAGCUUAGGGCGAGAUUGACCACGUUACAGGACCAGGUGAAUGUGUUUUUGACUGACAGAAUGAAACUGGGUGCGGCUAAAGAGGAGGACGACAAGGACUUGGAACGCCGUAUUUUGGACGACGGUGUGGACGAGGAUGACGUUGAAUAGGCUUUUUGCUGAAGCGGAUUUUUUAAAAAAAAGGAUCGGUGUAACGAAUAGGUACACCUAGAUUAAUCUCAGACGCACGGGAUUCGUCUUUUAUUCGAAUACAUGGCAAGAUUGCGUCAACGACAGACAGCAUGCGUGCUGAAGGUUUAAAUGCUGAUACUUUACACCAGAAAAAUGGUGCAUAUCAUAAGCAUGGUUAAUAUAUAGGAAACCGGAAUUGAGUGUAGAGAAGCCGCGAUUGAAGAGCGAGAGUGAAGCUAUCAGGGGGCCUGGCUAAACAUUUAUAUUCUAGCUAAGCAGACAUAGGGGGAGUUAACCAACAAGCUACGCGUGAUACAAUCAUGGUAUGAAAUAAACCACACUAUUAUGGAUAUAACGCUUGGGGAACAUUUCUUUGCUCAUGUCUGUUGCAAUCAACAGCAAGCUCUGGUGGCUAAAAGAUAUUUGUUUAUGUAUUCUCCCAGACCCUAUAUAUAG